UUUUUAGUUGUUCAUUUAAGUCUCCUUGGUUAAAAAAAAUAAAUCUCUCUCACCUACUUUGACCAAAAAUGCUCUCUGUAAAAUUAUGAAAAUCCCUCUUCCUUACCAUACACAGCCUAUACAUUUCAGAGCUUCUCUUUUCUCUUUUUUUUUUUUUCUCUUAGGGGCGCGAAAAAUAGCUUCUUCGAUUUCUGGAUAAAAAGGAAGGAGAAUGAAGUUGAUGAAUGUAUUAAAAUUACUUGUGGUGGCGACUAUGGCGAUGACGGCGGCAGAAGCGAUAUGGCUAGAAAUACCCAGUUCAGGGGCUAAAUGUGUGUAUGAAGAAAUCCGUAAUAACGUCGUCGUUUUGGUUAAUUACGCUGUCAUUGUUGACAAUGAGCCCGACAAACCUAAAUUUAUUCCCGAUAUCUCCCUUAAGGUUAUAUCACCAUUUGCAAACAAGCUCCACCAUGAAGAAAAUGUCACUCGUGGUAAAUUUGGUUUUACAACGACUGAGCCUGGAAACUAUAUGGCGUGCUUUUUCAUGAAUAGCCAAGCUCCUAACGGUGAAAGUGUACAUAUUGGUCUUGACUGGAAAACUGGAAUUGCUGCCAAGGAUUGGGAUUCGAUUGCUCGAAAAGAAAAGAUACAAGACAUUGAACUUGUGCUGAUGAAAUUCCAGGCAUGGGUGCAAGCCAGCCAUGAAAAAAUAGUCUAUCUGGAAAAGAGGGAGGAAGAAAUGAGUGAAGUGAGUGAGAGAACGAAUGCAGUUGUGGCGUUGUUCAGUGGAAUGUCCCUUAGUCUCUGCAUAUUGGCUGCAGCUACGCAAAUAUGGUAUUUGAAGCGCUUCUUUAGGAAGAAAAAACUCAUAUAAUUUUAUGAAUGUAAUGAUCGAUAAGUUUCCUUUUGUGUGGAACCACAACUCACAUAUAAGAUAUCAACAUCGAAUUCUUUUCCUGUGUACCAAAAGAGUGUCAACAUGGAGGAAGCAAUUUCAGUGUAUUUCUUGUGCAAUAUAAUUCAAGCAAUUCUUGAAUGUCUUUCAAGUUA
Solanum pennellii is the source of this 1029-nucleotide messenger RNA. Its product is annotated as transmembrane emp24 domain-containing protein p24delta3-like. Gene Ontology annotation, cellular component: COPII-coated ER to Golgi transport vesicle; Golgi apparatus; endoplasmic reticulum. Bases 212 to 853 code for a protein of 213 amino acids. The record is from RefSeq and is a predicted model, not a curated record. NCBI's taxonomy places the organism in Eukaryota, Viridiplantae, Streptophyta, Magnoliopsida, Solanales, Solanaceae. Gene Ontology annotation, biological process: intracellular protein transport; Golgi organization; endoplasmic reticulum to Golgi vesicle-mediated transport. The transcript is spliced from 4 exons.